Messenger RNA from Pistacia vera, 1366 nucleotides. RefSeq lists its product as uncharacterized. NCBI's taxonomy places the organism in Eukaryota, Viridiplantae, Streptophyta, Magnoliopsida, Sapindales, Anacardiaceae. The record is from RefSeq and is a predicted model, not a curated record. Gene Ontology annotation, molecular function: ATP hydrolysis activity. The coding region runs from base 20 to 1210 and encodes 396 amino acids. The transcript has 9 exons.
AACCUUCAAUAAUAGAGCCAUGAAAGCAGCUCCAACUCCAAGCAUCACUCUUUCCCACUUGACUUUCUCAACUAAGUACUCCACCUCUUCCACUUCACACACCUUCUUCUCCUCAAAAACCAACCGCUUUUCUCUUAAAAAACUCACCUCACUCUCUCUCCAUGUAUCAUCAUCCCACAAUGCCCAUGUGGUUGUUGAAGAUGACCUCCAUGCUUUCUUGCAAAUUCUUCCAUGUGAUCUGCGAGAUAGACUUUAUAAUGAUUCCAAGAGAGGACAACUUCUAGAGGUUAUACUGGACUUGGGACGCUUGCCAGAAGCCCGCUAUCAAGGUGAAUUAGGUGGGAAGUACUUAAGGAGUACUGAGGUAUCAACAGAAGAAUUGGAGUAUGCUCAAAAUGCUGUUGGGAAUUUCGGCGGAGACAACAGAGCUGGCAUUGAGGGUACCUUGCAUAGAAUAUCUGCAAUUAGGAGUAGGAAAGGGGCAAUAGUUGGCUUAACUUGCCGAGUUGGCAGGGCAGUCAGUGGUCACAUUGACAUGGUUUAUGAUUUGCUUCAUUAUGGCAAGAGCAUCUUGUUCGUUGGAAGGCCUGGGGUUGGCAAGACUACUGUUAUGCGAGAAAUUGCCCGUGUCCUGUCAGACGAAUUUCAGAAAAGAGUGGUGAUUGUUGAUACAAGCAAUGAAAUUGGAGGCGAUGGGGAUAUUCCACAUGCAGCAAUAGGAAAUGCACGAAGAAUGCAGGUCCCGGAACCGUCCUUGCAACAUAAAGUCAUGAUUGAAGCAGUCGAGAAUCACAUGCCUGAGGUGAUCAUUGUUGAUGAAAUUGGAACUGAAGCUGAAGCUCUUGCUUGUCGAUCCAUCGCCGAGAGAGGUGUCAUGCUUAUUGGUACAGCUCAUGGAGAGUGGCUUGAAAAUAUAAUAAAGAAUCCUACGCUUUCUGACUUGAUUGGAGGAGUAGAAACUGUUACUUUGGGAGAUGAGGAAGCCCGAGCUAGAAGAUGUCAGAAAAGCAUUCUUGAAAGGAAAGCCCCUCCAACAUUUUAUUUCUUGAUUGAGAUGAGAGAAAGGCAUUAUUGGGUUACACAUAAGACUGAGAAGAGUGUGGAUAUGUUGCUUCGUGGACAAAACCCAUUGGUCGAGAUCAGGAGAAGGGAUGAUCAGUUCAAGGUUGUGAUAGAAAGAUGGAAGGCUUACGAUAGACAUGAAAUAUAAAUUUUCUUGAUUCAUAAACUUGAUGUGUUGUGCUUUGUGUUACAGGUAAUUAUAGUUAGCAAAUUCAUAUUGGAAUAUAUGUAUAAUUGUAUAUACAAGUUAAGUUACUGGCUGAAUGUUUCAGCAGUUGUAUGCGACUUAAAAAAAAAAAUGUUA